Messenger RNA from Strongylus vulgaris, 861 nucleotides. NCBI's taxonomy places the organism in Eukaryota, Metazoa, Nematoda, Chromadorea, Rhabditida, Strongylidae. The record is from the annotation of a GenBank genome assembly.
AAGGAAUCGAAGGAGACACCGAAAACGCAGAAGCCAAAAGAAAAGACUAAGGAAAAGCCAGAAAGCAGCAAAAAACAUAAGGGUAAGAAAGAAACAAAGGAAAAAGAUGGAGCGGAUGCCAGUGAGCCCAAUGAGGAAUCAAAGUACAACUCUUUUAAUAAGUUCGCGAAACUAUGUGAAGUCAUUGCCACAAUGUCGAAAUACUCAGAUAAAUCAGCAGCAGUAAAGAUGUUCAUAUCAAGAGACGACUACGAUGGUGAUAUGCUUACACUCGUUCGAUUACUUCUACCAGGUGUAGAUCAAAGGGUCUACAAUAUCAAAGAAAAGCAAAUCAUCAAGCAUUUUGCAACGAUUUUUGAUCUACCACCCGAGGAUCUCUUGAACGAGUACAAAAAUGAUGGAGAUGUUUCUAAAGUUAUUCGUGAUGCUAUGGAGAAAAACAAUUUGAGCAGAGUAACCAAGGGAAAUUGGAGUAUCGAAAAGGCAAGCAGAAUAGUUGUUGAUCGCUGGCUCAAUAAAUUGACCGAAUUGACUAAAGAUGAUGAACAAAUUGCUCAUCUUAAGUUCGCAGCGAAGAGAAUGUCUCCUCUGGAACUGCAGUAUCUUCUGCGUCUAGUUAUGAAGGAUCUACGAAUCAACGCUGGUGUUAAACAUAUCCUUGAUGGACUGAAUUCCUGCGCUUAUGAGGCAUUUCAGAGCUGUCGUGAUUUGGCGGAGAUAGUCGAUAGAGCUAAGAAGGGCCAGUUUGGCGAUAUAGCCAUUACUAUGGAAGUUGGUAUCCGUCUUGGAACUCCUGUACUGCCUAUGCUGGUCAGUUAUAUUAUUAGAGCAAUGUAUCGUGAACACAUAGCACAACGCUAA